Molecule: messenger RNA, 451 nt
Organism: Aplosporella prunicola CBS 121167
Lineage: Eukaryota; Fungi; Ascomycota; Dothideomycetes; Botryosphaeriales; Aplosporellaceae
Exons: 2
Coding region: 81-362 (93 amino acids)
Source: RefSeq, a predicted model, not a curated record
GACAUCAACAUCAAAGCAACUAGUCCGUAACCUCUCCAGCACUGCUAGGUUGGACUAUAAAUCCCGUCCCGCAUGCGCGCAUGAAGAAAGGGAAAUCCCACCAUCUCAUCUCAUCUCACAAGAAACCCACAACGUCCGAUCCCCUCCCCCACUGUUCAGCACGCACCACGACCGCCGCCAUCUCCAACACCAGCAGCCGCACUCCCCCGCACCCCAAAAUAACAGGACCUGGACAAUCUCAAACCACAGCAUGCACAAAUCUUCGCCAAUCAAUGCGCUGCAACACCAAGGUACCUAGGCGAGCCGUAACCCCCCCCCACCACCACCACACGGCGCCGCAUCUCCAUCUGAACAUCCAUUAAGCUCAGCGUUAAGCUUAACGCCGGAGCGGGGAUGCGCGACGUCUACGGUACGGUAUGCGGUCUGGGGUCUGCGCUUGCGUGCUGCGCGC